Nerophis lumbriciformis (worm pipefish) is the source of this 1947-nucleotide messenger RNA. Lineage: Eukaryota; Metazoa; Chordata; Actinopteri; Syngnathiformes; Syngnathidae. The record is from RefSeq and is a predicted model, not a curated record.
AUGUUUCCAGUGGGAAAAUCCAGCUUGUUAUGGUUCCUAUGGCUCACUGCGGUGGUACAGGUGGCCUUUUGCCUACUGGGCACAGGGAUGCUCUACCCCCGGGAAUCUUCUUCUCGGGAAGUGAAGGACCUGAGCGGGCUUUGGAGUUUUAGAGCGGACAAGUCGCCAAACAGGAAUGAAGGCUUCGAAAAGGCUUGGUACAAAAGUCGCCUGGCUGAGACUGGCCCUGUGAUUGACAUGGCAGUUCCCGCCAGCUUCAACGACAUCACGCAGGACCCAACGUUACGAGAUUUCACUGGGUGGGUGUGGUAUGAGCGAGAGGUGGCUUUACCGACCCGCUGGGUGACAGAUGAAGGAACAAGAGUGGUUCUGCGAGUGGGAAGUGCGCAUUAUUAUUCAGUAGUGUGGGUCAACGGAGUGAAAGUGACCGAGCACAAUGGUGGCCAUCUUCCCUUUGAAGCAGAGAUAGGCAGUGUGAUCCGAGAUGACCCGACGGGCCCCUGUCGGAUCACCAUCGCAGUCAACAAUACUCUUACUCUGGAGACACUACCUCCUGGAAGCAUCCAGUACUUCAAUGACCCUACCAGGUAUCCUAAAGGAUUUUUUGUGCAAAAUAUCAACUUUGAUUUCUUCAACUAUGCUGGGAUUCACCGUCCUGUAUUACUUUACACAACACCCAAGGCUUACAUAGAUGAUAUCACAGUGGUGACUGACUUUAUGGAUAGCACAGGUUUAGUCAACUACAAUAUAUCAGUAAAAAAUGCUGCUGAAGCCACCUUUAAGGUCACUUUGAUAGAUAAAGACAGACAUUGCGUGGCUUCCUCCAGCGAGCCAUCCGGAGUUCUCAAAUUCACUGAUGUCAAACUCUGGUGGCCAUACUUGAUGCAUGAGGAUCCAGCUUAUCUUUACACUUUUGAGGUUCACAUGACGGCAGCAGAUCAAAGUUCAGCAUAUACAGAUGUGUAUACUCUACCAGUCGGCAUCCGCACUGUCCGUGUCACUAGCACUCAAUUCCUCAUCAACAACAAGCCCUUCUAUUUCCACGGCGUUAAUAAACAUGAGGACUCUGACAUUCGAGGGAAAGGCUUCGACUGGCCCCUGAUUGUCAAAGACUUUAAUUUGAUGAAAUGGAUGGGCGCCAAUUCGUUCCGCACGAGCCACUACCCCUACGCUGAGGAGAUUCUGCAGAUGAGUGAUCGCCACGGCAUUGUGGUCAUUGAUGAAUGCCCUGGGGUGGGCAUCAAAGACAUUCGUAGUUUUGGCAACGUCUCGCUGGCUCAUCAUCUGGACGUCAUGGAUGAGCUCGUGCGUCGGGACAAGAACCAUCCCUCAGUGGUCAUGUGGUCAGUAGCUAAUGAGCCAGCGUCAGAGAUGACUCCCGCUGAACAUUACUUCAAGACUGUGAUAACAUAUACUAAAGAGCUGGACCCGACAAGACCAGUGACAUUUAUCACAGAUAGUAACUAUGCCAGAGAUCGAGGGGCUCCCUAUGUGGACGUAAUCUGUGUGAACAGUUACUUCUCGUGGUACCACGACCCAGGCCACCUAGAGGUCAUCCCUAUUCAGCUCAACACCCAGUUCGAGAACUGGUACGGAAAGUACCAGAAGCCCAUCAUCCAGAGCGAAUACGGAGCAGACACAGUGCCAGGCUUUCACAGUGACCCACCCGUAAUGUUUACCGAGGAGUACCAGAAUGUGGUUUUGCAGAGCUACCACAACGUGUUCGACCAGAAGAGGAAGAAGUAUGUGAUUGGAGAACUCAUCUGGAACUUUGCCGACUUCAUGACUGUACAAGGGAUCACACGUGUGGUGGGCAACAAGAAGGGUGUCUUCACUAGGCAAAGACAACCCAAAGCAGGGGCGUAUAUCCUCAAGGAGAGGUACUGGAGGCUUGCAAAUGAAACUGGGAAGAUGCCUCCUUGGACCAAAUAUCCAUGUGGGCUCUGA